Molecule: messenger RNA, 1836 nt
Organism: Linnemannia hyalina
Lineage: Eukaryota; Fungi; Mortierellomycota; Mortierellomycetes; Mortierellales; Mortierellaceae
Source: the annotation of a GenBank genome assembly
AUGUCCUACGACAUCGGUGCCGACUCGUGGGCUCCCUUCCGUUCAGAUCCCGACCCACCACGCUCUGCUGUCGGUGCGGCUCUCGAUCUAGAGACAGGCGUCAUUGUCGUCCAGGGAGGCUUUAUCAGGAACUUCGGUGCCCCUCUGUCGUCAGAAAUCGACAUUCUAACCUCAAAUGGAGGUAUGGCCCAGUGGGCAUGGAGAAAGGGUGCGCCAACGACGCCAUUGAGACCCAUCUUUCAGCCCAUCGUCGUCUACCUACCGACACGAAAGGCCACCCUCAUCAUUGGUGGCACCAAUUUUGAAAACAACAACAUCGCAGGACUCCAAAAACUCGACUCUGGAUACCUCGUCACCACUUCCACCGUCAAAGGUAUCACAACAGUGAGCAACGCCAUCGUCAAUCUCACAGCAUCUGAAAUGGCGGUGCCCGUGAGUCGAUUGUCGCCCUGCUAUACUGUUCUGGAAAACGGCGACCUGUUUAUGUACGGAGGAGCGACAUUCUCAAGCAGUUUAAACGAAGCCUGGAUUCUCAAUGCUGGCGACCUGUCAUGGAAGAUGAUGUCUAUCGGCCAAAACCCUACAGCAGGGCGAGCAGGAGCUACCUGUCAACGGAUAUCACCAAACCACAUCAUGUGGGUGUGGACAGCAACAUAUACACCACCGCGCCCAGGACUACCACUCGGCGCCAUCAUCGGGAUCAUCGUCGGCAGCUGUCUAUUAUUGGGCAUCGCCUUGUUCUUUGCAGGACGCACGCUCUGGAAGAGACGCAAGUCCGACACCGACAGGAAAAUCAACCGGGAUUCAGUCUCGGCACACCCACUCAUGGGCAGUGACUCGGCCCUCACGAACGACAGCAACGACCGUUUCCACAGCACCCGCAAUCUGAUCUCACCCUCACCUUCCUCAGGCCCUAUCUCCGGUAAAAUGGGAUCUGAAUUUCAUUCGGCAUCUCUGACAUCGACCAAGGACGGGAGGUCACUUCCUUUGAUGAUCAUCCCCUAUCCGGCGUCGACCACCUACAACUCCUCAUCGCUUUCAGUUGCAGGAACAGAUUCGCCCGAGCGAGGAUCGACCCCGACCUGGAACAGUUACAAGAGCAAAGGUGCCAAAUCCAAAGGGUCGCUGCCCGAGAGCGAACGGUUGCCGCAGACAAUAGCCGAUAUGCAGUACGGAUACUAUGUCAAGACAACACUACACAACAAGCAGUACGAGAAGCGGCAGAUCGAUCUCAACCGACAACAGCCUAACAAUGGACUCAACCGGAAGAUCACGUCGAACCAGUAUGCGAUCCUCAAUGACGGGUACCACGACGACAUCGAGCUGGCGACGGCGGUUUUGCAGUUGAAGGACGUGGAAAUGGGCGAGGAGUCGAUCAUGACUCCUCUGCAGUCGCUCGAGACAGGGACGAUCUUGGUGUCGAGUCAUCUGGACGAUCAAGGCAGUUAUCUUAUAUCACCGACUGGACCUACAUCGCCGAUUGGACAUACACCGCCGAUGCCGAUGAGGGGGAUUUCACAUAGGUUUAGUAAUAUCCCCUCCAAGGCCGAGUUGAACGAUGAUGACGAUGAGGAGCUCUAUCAGCCAGGUGUUGGAGGGUCGAUCACGAAGCUCAAUGCCAUCAAGGCUGCCAAAGCUAAGGCCAAGGCUGCUGAACUAUCCGGAGCAGGGGCAGCACCAGGAGCAGGACAAGGCAAAGGACAGCAGAACCAGAGCCAGAACCAAUCGCAGCAGCAGCAACAAUCGGGAAGGCGUGCGAUGCCACCAUUGUCGGAGGAACUCAUCUCGGAGGAGAGUGAAGCGCUUGCAGACAACCGCCGAGUCAGGCGGCCGUAA